Messenger RNA from Solanum tuberosum (potato), 2315 nucleotides. RefSeq names its product serine/arginine repetitive matrix protein 1-like. The transcript is spliced from 2 exons. The coding region runs from base 1 to 2061 and encodes 686 amino acids. Lineage: Eukaryota; Viridiplantae; Streptophyta; Magnoliopsida; Solanales; Solanaceae. The record is from RefSeq and is a predicted model, not a curated record. Gene Ontology annotation, molecular function: zinc ion binding.
AUGGAUCCCCCUAAAAAUGAAGGGGAUAUGAAACCAACAAAUCUCGAAGAAGUAAAAGAGGAGGGUCCUCUCUUUUCUUGUAAUCUAUUUGAUGCACAAAUGGUUCGAAAGGUAGCACAGGAAUUCCUUACAGGAUUAGCCUCCGCUUGUGUUGACAACACGACUGGUGGUUUAUUCAAGAGCCCUGCUUCUAUGGCUGUUGAUAUCAGAAGAGAAAUGGUGGACUAUCUUAUCCAGAGAAGCGAGACAUUUGUUGCUGAAUCUGUUGUGUUAGAAGGUGGAACAGAAACCAUUGUGUCGGACAACCCUUAUGAUAACAUUUCGGAUUUUAUUGAUGAUUUUGGUCAGUCGAAGAGAAAUUUUUUUAGCAAGGUUUCAGGUUGGAUGCUAAGUGAAAGAAGAGAGGAUAGAAUAGAUGAUUUUGUACAAGAAAUGGAGAUAAAUGGCUUUUGGUUGAUGGCGAGGAGGGAAACCGUAGCACAAACAGUGAUUCGAAACGUUGAUUUCAAAAACACCUUUCACUGCAAUAUGAAGUUUAAGUCCGAAGAAGAGCUUGCAAGACAUGUCUUUUCGUGUGGUUUCAGGGAAAUACACUGUGAAAAUGACGGUUGUAAUGCAAGAUUUAGUGCAGCUCAACUUGAACAGCAUGAUUCGGAGUGUCCUUUCAAAAUACUUCAGUGUGAGCAGAAGUGCCCAGAAAUGCUCAUGAGACGUGAAAUGGACCGGCAUUGUAUAACUAUUUGUACAAUGAAGCUUGUCAAUUGUCCCUUUUAUCCCGUUGGUUGCCAAUCGACUGUUCCCCAAUGCAAAGCAGACGAACACCGUAAAGAGAAUCUCCAAUCUCACUUGGUCUACAUUUUAAAACUUAUUUACAAGGAAGCAUCUUCAGAAGCUCUUAAGAAAAGGGCUGAACAAUUGGAACAGGCAACAUCAGGUGGACGAUUAGCAGCUGCUCGUGAUGCAAGAUCAUUAACAACUGCAAUUAAGAAUAUUGAUGCAAAGCUUGGACCGUUGGAGGUCGAGAAAAAGAUAGAGGUCAAUCCAGAGUUAAUAGAACAAAAAGACGAGGGCACUGAUGUAUCCACCAAGAAUGACGAUCAUGAUGGUAAGGACUCGCUUCAUAAGAAUGAGACGUCUCCAGACUCACCCAAGAUUCAGCAUGACCUUACAGCUACGCCCGCCAAAGCAGAGUCACCUACCAAAUCAGUGGAUAUUGUAGAACCAACUAGCAAAACUAAAGUGCAAGAAUCUUCUAAGUCACCUCAGGACCUCACAGUUUUCUCAUCCAAAAGUGAAGAGUCUACCCUCUCACCCAUGAAACAUAAAAAAUCUUCCUCACCUGAAAUGGAUACACAUGAAACUAAUGAGUCUACACCAUCACCCAAAAAACACCAUGACUCCACAGCUUCCUCACCCAAAAUGAGUACACAUGAGUCGACUCCAUCACCGAAAAAACACCAUGACUCCACAACUUCCUCACCUAAAAUGUGUACACACGAGUCUACAAUAUCCCCAAAAGAACACCAUGACUCCACAGCUUCCUCACCCAAAAUGAGUACACAUGAGCUUACUCUACCAAAGAAACACCAUGACUCCAUGGCUACCUCACCCAAAAUAGGUACACAUGAGUCUACACCAUUACCCAAAAACCAACAUGACUCCACAACUUCCUCACCCAAAAUGAGUACACAUGAGUCGACUCCAUCACCGAAAAAACACCAUGACUCCACAACUUCCUCACCUAAAAUGUGUACACACGAGUCUACGAUAUCACCAAAAGAACACCAUGACUCCACAGCUUCCUCACCCAAAAUGAGUACACAUGAGUUAACUCCAUCACCAAAGAAACAACAUGACUCCACAACUUCCUCACCUAAAAUGAGUACACAUGAGUCGACUCCAUCACCAAAGAAACACCAUGACUCCACAACUUCCUCACCUAAAGUGAGUACACAUGAGUCCACACCAUCACCAACUAAACACCAUAACUCCACGCCAUCCUCACUUGAAACGGAGUAUGCAAAAAGUGAAGAGUCUAUUCCAUCAGCCAAUAACCAUUAGGACUCCAUGACUUUGGGAGUCAAGGUUGAGUGACAUGCAAAAUUAGGAUUUUGUGGAGGAAUGAACUUCAAAAUGGAGUCUACAAGGCCACACCUCAGUGAAAAAAGAUCAACAAAUUCAUCAUCAAAAAGAGAAAAAGACCCCAAGUCAACAAUUCCAAAGUGGAUGCAGGGGUAGCAACCGAAUGAAGUACAUACAUGAAAUAGAAUCAAACCAUGUAAAAAAGUUUUCUUCGCCAUCUGUCCAUUGUCAAU